GUUGUUCUAACUUGUGUAUAGCUUCGAGUGGACAGACAGACAAACAUACAAUAAUAAGACAGACAAAUAGACAGACGAGUGGCCAAUUAGUAGAGACAAGUUUGUGUUUUGUCGGGUGUGCAAUAGAGGGAUGGAAUUGAAUGCUAGAGAUGAUGCAACAUACAGGGUCACGCGAUGUCACGUGCUAAAAUGUUACUGUACUCAUCUACCUGGUACUCAUCUGCAAUGGUAGGCGAGAUGUUGUUGGUUGUUGCUGCCCUUAAUGUUCUUUCAGCUGCUGCUCUUGAGGGCGUCAAUCCAGCUGUUGAUUGUGGUCUAAGACAUCUAGCGUUGCAAUAUGCAAGCAAAUUAUUGAACGGCAGUGCAGCGACGGCCGGAUUUCAUCAAUCAGUUUACAACGCACUUCGUCUGAAUCAGUGCGGAAUUGCUCCGCUUACCAGGAAAGCGUGCACAACACCUCAACCAAUUGCUGAGCAGGAUGGUGAUGAUGGUAUUGAAUACUACGUGUCUGUGCAAGAUGGAUCUGAUGACAAUCCAGGAUCAAAAUCAAAACCUUUUAAAUCUCUUGCUGCUGCACAGAAAGCCGUCAGAUCUCAUUCGCUUUCCAACAGACCAGCAAUAACAGUCUACCUUCGUGAAGGUUUGUAUUUUCAAUCCACAGAUUGGAUUCUCUCGUUUGAGGACAGCGGGCAAGGUCCAAGUGCUUCCGUUACAUACCAAGCUUACAAUAACGAGAAGGUGGUGAUCAGUGGAGGAACUCUUUUGAAUUUAAACUGGCAAGCAUCACAAACAAUGUGGCAUGCUUCUGUUCCUCAAGGAAUUAAAUUCAAUUCUUUGUUUGUCUAUAAAGAGCAGACGAAGAACAACACUCGCUUGAUUCGAGCUCGAUGGCCUAAUGGCAAUCCUCUUGUGCCAGGAGAGGGAUACUCAAGAGCAACAGGACAUUAUGGAGGAGAGCAUGCUACAGGGCAGCAGUUUCCAAUCAAUCUUCAGAUUUCUAGUUCCACUUCGAACAAGCUGAUAAGUUCUGGUAGCAUCAGACCACUAGAUAAGGCACAAAAUAUAUCCUUUCCAUAUCCUGCAGACGAAAGAGAAAGUUGGCAAGGUUUUCGUGCUUAUGAGAAUGGCACAAUAAAUCGAUUUAAUACAACCUAUAACUAUCCAUUUUGGAAUACCAAUGUUCCAAUGGGUAUGUAUUUUAAUGGAACUCAGGUCAAUAAAAGCUGGAAGCAUCCUGAGACAGGAAUCGUACACAUGUUUCAUUCAAAUUCUUGGGGCGGUUGGCAAUUUCAGAUUCAGAAUGUCACAAUAAAUAGCAGUAACAGUAUCAUGCACUUCAGUUAUGGAGGAUUUCAGGAAGCCAGAGGAUCGGGCUCUAUUGGUGGCCAGGCUUUCUAUGUUGACAACAUCCAAGAGGAGUUAGACACAGCUGGAGAAUGGUUUCUUGAUGAGACGACAAAUGUGUUAUAUUUAUGGCCAGACAACAAAACUAACCUCAAGAGUGGUGAUACAUACAUUAUUGCUGCUACAUCAGAGUCUGCUGUGUCUCUACGAGGAUCCAUGUCUCAACCAGUGCAUGACAUUACAUUUCGAGGUUUAACUUUUACUCACACUGCAACAACGUUUAUGGAAUCCUAUGAAGUUCCAUCGGGUGGUGACUGGUCGAUACACAGGGGAGCCACUGUAUUUAUUGAUGGUGCAGAGAGGAUUAAUAUUGAAGAGUGUACUUUUGACCAGGUUGGAGGAAAUGGAGUCUUCUUUUCCAAUUAUGUACGAAACAGUACAGUCAGUAGAUGUGAAUUUUUUGCAUGUGGUGACAGUGCUGUGGUGUCUACGGGUUCAACAGAUCUCAUGAAUGGGACAACAGGCACAUACCCUGCUUACAAUCUAAUAGAAAUGAAUCAUAUCCAUGAUAUUGGAGUGUUUGGCAAGCAAACAUCUGGAUAUUUCAAAGGAAUUGCACAUGCCAAUACCAUCAGACAAAAUGUUAUCUACAAUGGUCCAAGAGCUGGAAUUAACUUCAAUGAUGGCUUUGCAGGAGGAGAAACUUUAGAAGGUAAUCUCAUCUUUAACAUGGUAAGGGAGACUGGAGAUCAUGGAGCAUUUAAUAGCUGGGAUCGACAACCCUUCCUUUAUUCAUCUACCAAUGUAGACCAUGGAUCUAAUGUUCUUCAACUUAGUCCAGAAACACACCAUUUGAGGGGCAACUUUAUUUUCAAUAGAAAUUUUGUGGGGUCAUCUCAUGGAUUAUAUUGUAUUGAUCAUGAUGAUGGCAGUUCACAAUACAAUGACAGUGGAAAUGUACUGGUAUACGGUGGCAUCAAAUACAGAGACGGUGUUAACAGAACAGCUACUGGAAAUCUUGUCGUGUACAGCGUUGGUGCUGCAUUCCAGAUAAAUGGUUUCAAGACUGACGUCUUUUCUAACAAUACAGUUAUUCUGAAUGGAAAUGCAUAUACAUGUGUUGGUCAGGCUGUUCCUGGAGUGACUACAGCAAACAACAGGUUCUAUGCACCUAAUGACACCUCACUUGCUUUCAAUACAGCAGGAUGUAACAUGCGUGGGAAUACAUUACAAGAAUGGCAGGAUUUCUGUAAAUGUGAUAAAGACUCAACAAUUAUGAGUAAUAUAACAGUGCAAGAAAUACUCAGUAUGGCAACUCACGUACUGGGUAUGUGAACAAAUAUAAUAAGCUCUGAUUGGUAUUACCUUCAGGACAUGUUGAUGUACGACAUUUAGUCUGCUGUUUUAGUUGAUGUUGUUGGACAAGCAUUAAUUGUAGCAUGAUUAUUGACAUUUUAGCGUGAGCAGAUUAAUGGCUCAAAGUGCAUAGCCAGGUCAAUCUACUGCACUCUUAGGGUUGUUCUUGAC
Corticium candelabrum is the source of this 2871-nucleotide messenger RNA. RefSeq lists its product as uncharacterized. The coding region runs from base 175 to 2679 and encodes 834 amino acids. The record is from RefSeq and is a predicted model, not a curated record. Lineage: Eukaryota; Metazoa; Porifera; Homoscleromorpha; Homosclerophorida; Plakinidae. The transcript has 2 exons.